CAUCACGUCAAUCCCACGAGCCUCUUAUCCAUUCUCAUUGAACGACGGCGGGAAGCAAAUCCAACUAGAAAAACUCACAUUGGGCUUAGGGAUAGUCAGGCUCGAACUGAUGACUUCCACCACGUAGCCGAUUCCAACUUCCUUUAUUUACUAUAACUCAUUUUGAAUCACCUUAGCGAAAAAUUUGGCUCAGGGAGCAUAUGUAACACAUUUUGAUGGAGCCUACGGGGCCAUUUCUCAAACUGUGCGAAUACGAGAGAGAGUGUGGGACAGGAAACAGCGAAGGAUUUCAGCAGCAGACAAACUUGCCAUUAAAGGAAAACCACAUGCAAAAAAAGAGAAAAAGGGUCAACAAAAAAACAAAAAGAUUAGCUUAAACACCAAAUACAGACCACUAAAGAAGGAAAAGAACUCUACCUUGCAUUCCAAUUGGUCUAAAAAAUAUUCCCAACCUAUGAAAUCUGAAAAAAGCAAAGGCAAGAACGCUUUUUUAAGUAUAAAAUGAAUUGAUUGGUGGUGCAUUUCUUUUGGUUUGAUAUUAUUGUAUAUUAUAUGAAGAUGAAAAAUACUUAUAAAGAUUUGCAUAAUUUGACAGAGAGAGCAGGGAUUUUACAUUAUAAAAUCACUGAAAGAAUUAAUUAUGAAGGAUUACAUUUCUGUAGAGAUUGUGCUAAAAAUGGUCGUUACUGUGGAAUUGCAGACCUUAGAAUAGAAGAUAAGGAGAAAUUGAUUGCCAUUCGAGACUCAUUGAAGGAAAUUCAGAACAUGCUUGAGUUCUACCAGACAUUACAAUCACGGCAGCAGAGACUAUACCAUGGAGCAUUUGCCCGUUUAGAAGAAAGCAGAAUGCUUCUGCUAGAAAAAAUAAACAAGUAUCCAACAUGGGGAAGUAAACUAGACUUAAUUGAAGAAUUAAGAGAGUGUUUAGUUGAAGGAAAAGUUGCAUUUCCUGAGAAUUUGGCAGAAAAAAGAGAGAAGAAAAUUGAAGAUGAGAACAACAAGAAGAACAGUUCAAGUUUCUUGGUCAUUUGCAUAAGAGGUUUAUUUAAUCCAUGGAACUGGUUUCGUACUACAAGAAUUGCUGCCGUAGCGUUGAUUGUUGCCUCUGCAACCAUUUCUUCUCCAGUUAGCUUUUACAAGAAUAGGCUGCAAGAUAAGAAGAUCAUGCCUGUACCAAGAAUGAAGAUUGAUUAUUUGGAUCGCCAACUAGCUGUUUCAGCUGGAAAGGGAUGAAUAUGAUCAUAUCUAGUAUUAUUUUUUAUCAUAAUUUUGUCGGGAUACCUUGCUGAUCGGGUUGGCUAAGUACAUGUUGUUAGAAGAUGUACAGACGAGGCGUAGAGAUACGUAGUCAAUCAGGUUUUGAUUGGAUCAUCGAUAUAGAAACGCCUGGUAUGCAUGGUUUCAGACUCUUUAGAUGUGAUUAUCCUCAAAUACAGGUAUAGCACAGACUUCAGUUAUAGACGUUAUACGUAUCAUAGAUUCAUAUACAGUCAGAAUCAGUCGCAGAGGCAGGAUUUCCGUUAAGGGAAGACUGUGGCCAGAUUUUUCCUUAUAUAUAUAGUGUAAUUUUUCAGCGAAGGGAACCCCAAAAUCCGUCCCUGAUCAGAAUACAGAUUCAAAUGUGAAUUUUCAUAAUAUAGUAAAGUACCAGAAACAAUUUCAGCUCUCGGUAUACAAGAGAUAUGUAUUAAAUUUACAGUAUUGAAUUGCAUGUUGCUUUUCAACUCUUACUCCAACAAUUACGGAUGGUUAUAACCAUCUAUUCACUGCCCUCGGGUGUUAACGGUCAAUGGAGUGGGUGAAAACCAUGAGCAGAUGCGGAUACAAAAUUUGAAGUUUAUGGAUUCCUACGAUAACUUUAAGUAAAUGUCCAGACAUAUACACUAUCUGGACAGAAGUUACUGGCUUCACGUGAACCAGUAUGUCAUAGGUAGAUCCGCCCCUGACCAUGAGUGAUAAAUAUUUAAAUCCCAACAGAGACGAAAAAUUGUUUGAUGCUUGUUUCCCAUCCGUGUAAGUCUUGGUAGUCAGAUCUCAAAUAUUUGUGUUUGCUGGAGGCAACAAUGGAAUAGUCAAGGCACGCGGAAACUCGCCUGGACACCAUUUUAUUAUUUAAAAACAAUAAAAGUGCUGCAGAAUUAAGGAAACUGAUAAGCUAGCACUAACAUAUUGAAACCUUAUUGAAGACUAAUCAUCAUACAUCAUUAUUCUAAACACACUUACUAAUUCUAGUUAGAUUAAAGUUUGCAUAAUCAUCCCAUAUUUUUCUUACUCCUACUAAAACAAACUUAACACAAAACAUAUCAACAUUAUAGUACUACUACAACAACUAUGCAUCAAUUCCAAAAAGUCGAGAUUUGCUAUGAAUCCUCACUGUUCAUGUCGCUGAUUUAUUUAAGUCCAUCUUACUUCAAUAUUAUGAUACUAAAUUACAACAAC
This is a messenger RNA of Nicotiana tabacum (common tobacco), 2439 nucleotides long. RefSeq lists its product as uncharacterized. Lineage: Eukaryota; Viridiplantae; Streptophyta; Magnoliopsida; Solanales; Solanaceae. Gene Ontology annotation, biological process: chloroplast fission. The record is from RefSeq and is a predicted model, not a curated record.